AUGUGCCUUUCAUUCAUUGGACAAUUUAUAUUCAGUAUUUUAAUGGUCAUUACACUUGCAUUGACCACUUUGUCAAUGUUUCUACCCGGCUUAAAAGAAUUGCAAGAAGUAGCAGCAAAUGUAAGCAAAGAUUUGAAACAUUUCAAAAUUCCCAAAGAAUUUAUUUCACUUGAAUCGUUAUGCCGAAUUGCAUCAAGUGACAAUGCCGCAUUUAAUAAUGAAACUAAUUCCGCCGAUUUUUGCAAGCAAUGGUUUAAUGUAACAAUUAGAAGAUUGGGAAAAGAUAGUGGUGAUAUUGAUGUGCUUAUCAGUGAUUACUGA
Molecule: messenger RNA, 321 nt
Organism: Loa loa (African eye worm)
Lineage: Eukaryota; Metazoa; Nematoda; Chromadorea; Rhabditida; Onchocercidae
Exons: 3
Coding region: 1-321 (106 amino acids)
Source: RefSeq, a predicted model, not a curated record